This is a messenger RNA of Symbiodinium sp. CCMP2456, 849 nucleotides long. NCBI's taxonomy places the organism in Eukaryota, Dinophyceae, Suessiales, Symbiodiniaceae. The record is from the annotation of a GenBank genome assembly.
AUGGUCAGGGUGGGCGUCAACUUGGGCUCAGCGCAGGGCAUCCCAGCUACGAAGCUGCUGACAACGCUCCACGAGGUGCUUGCGAGAUCUCUCAACCUGAUGAGGCUCGCGCUUGUGGCAGCGCCAGCUCUGGUCCAGUGUUUUUUCAUUCACAGCGUGGACUUUGUAAGCUGGUUGUCGAAGCUGGUGCUUGUCUAUGCUUUGAUGGGUGCCGUUUGUUUCAUCGUCAUGCCGGAUCAGCUCUACAACGGGAUGGGCAUGGGCAUGUUUCGGUGGGCCUUUGAGAUUUUCUACCCGGAGAUUGCCCGAUCCAACGGCAGCCUGCACGAUCCGGCCGAGACGACCGUCGCUUCCAUCGCGGGCAAGAGGAUUGGUCAGCUGGCAGGAACGCGGGCGAAGCUGAGGUGGCACGGCUCGAACAGGUACCUUUGCUUGACCCACGACGGCUGGACCGUCACCGGAGACGAGAAGCACUCAUGCUCAGUCGAGUUCCACAACGUGUACUGGAAAGAUAGGUUGGUUCCUGACACGUACACUCUCCGGAUACUUGCUCCUACAUCUGAUUUCCACGAGUGUUGGCUUUCCUUCAAGCCCGUGAACCAUCUUCGCUUCGGUGGUUGGCUGGCCGCCUACCCAAGCGAGCAGAAGGCUUGUCCCUACAAGGUUGUCCGCGACAGCUCCUGUCCGGCUGAUGCUUGUAAGCUACUGUGCGCUUGGACCAACAUGUUACCUCCCUCGCAGAGGUCUUGCACAGGCUUCUAUGUCGGAGAGCAGCGCUGCAGAGAUCAUGUGUACCUUGGACACGCAGCGGACAGAGAUGCCGCUGCACUCGACCUUGAGUUUGAGUGA